UUCUUUCAGUAGUGUAUUUGGCUGUCAUUGGGCUCUGCCAGAAGCGAGAGAGACAGGGGAAAAAAAGAAGCAAAUAUAUAUCGCGAAGGGUAACACACAAGUCGGUUUGCAAUUUCGGAAGGAAGGUGCACAAAUAGAUAAAUGAAUUAAGUGUUUGUGAUUGAUUGAACGCACCCCGGGGUACUAACGAUUCGAUAGUGCGUGAGCGGCGGCCGGCGAAACAAUCGGCGGAUACGGAGCUACUAGGAACACUAGGAACCUGAGCCUGAGAAAUCCACAAAUCCUUCCGCAGAGUUGCCUUUCUUCCUGCGUUCGGCGGCGAAUGGCAGAAUAGCGAGCAUCCAUCAGAAGAAAAAAAAACUUGUGUGUGAUUAGAGCCAGAAGUAAGAGGGAGAAAAAUUGGAGAAGCUUAAUUGUAAUUGCUGGAGCCCGUGGUUACGUGUUCGCACGAUCGAUUCUUCCUCUAGCGGUGCAGUGCCUCCCGUCGUGUUAAUUAGUUAGCACUAUGAAUAAUGGUCCUCCAUCGUCCGGGCGGGGACGGGGCGGAAAGCGCCAGCAGCAGUCCCUUUACAGUCCCGGCAGUGGACCGCUGCGGAAAUCGGAAAACUCCGGCAGUAAUCGUUCGCUGAACUCGAUCGGAGAUGGUGGUCCUCCUUCCUCGCGGGAUCGUGAUCGCGACCGGGACCGCGACUGGGGCAACUCCGAUGGGUGGCGUUCGGUUAACAAGAAAACGAAUAACAAAAAGCACGAUUACUACGAUCAGCGUCGGAAUGAGCCGCCAAACUUCCGCCAGGCUUCCGAGCCGCGGGUACUGUCCACAAAUCCUCCCAAUGUGAGCUACAGUCGGCCUCAGGACCGAUUGCGCAACGAACGGGACACCCGCAGCCUGGAACCCAGCUUUGGAGGGGGUCGUGGUGGAAGUUCGAAAAAACCUCCGUUGCCUUUGAACAUUGAGAGUUUGCCGCCUCGGUUGCAGCGCAAGCUUCUCCAGGAUCAUGGCCUGCCACCGGAUUACUUGGAAAACUUGCGCAACGAGCAGAACAAUGCCCAUCCGCCCCAGAGCUGGUCCCACACGCUUCCGAUGUCACCGAGGUCGCGACAGGGGAUGAGAGGCGGAGGUGGCGGCGGCCGGAAUCGAUUCUCAGGAAAUUAUCAACCGUGCAAUUAUCAGCCGGAUUAUCGCGCGAGGACACCUGUGGACUAUCAGAGGCCACGCAGUCGCUCGUCGGAUGUUGCCGGGGAGCAGGACGAUUACGAAAGGCCUCCGAGGCCGAACAGUCGGAACUCGAGUGGUGAUAAGAACGAGCGGUGGAAUAGUUAUGGUGGUCAUCGCGAGAGGGGAGCGGGAUUUGAGGAGCCUCCGCUACCACCGCAUGGGGCUGGCGGAGGCGGCUUCCGAGUGGAACGCAAUCGGAAUGAUGAGGACGAAGGCAGAAAAUCUGCCGGAAAAUUUGAUUGGGCUGACGAUGUUGAGCGGGAGGCUUUGCAAGAGAAGACUGCCAAUAGCAUUAGCAACAGCGUUAGUAAUAGUAACAAUAUCAACAACAAUAACACCAACAAUAGGAACAAUAGAAGGCGAAAUCGGAGAAGCGGAAAUCGAAAGAAACUGAAAGGACCGAACAACUCUCGCUCGAGCAACGAUUACUACGACGAGGGUGGCUUCAAGAUGCCAUACGCUCCGAAGGGAGGUAUGGUUGGUGGCGGUGGUAGCAGCGGACGCAGCCGUCGGAACUCCCAGUCGUCCAAUCUGAGCCGCGAGAAUAGCAUGGACCGGACGGCGUUUGGCGGAGGUGAUCGCCGUGCGCGCGGUGGAAGUUUCUACAACAAUCGUGAGAAUAGUCAGGAUAGGUUUUAUGAUCGAGGUGGUGGCGGCGGUGGCGGGUAUAGCCACCGCAAGAAGACCACUGCGGGGGGUGAUUGGUUCGGGGGUAGCAGAGACAACAGCAUUGAUCGGGGGGCUGGUGGAGCCAACUGGCAGCGAAACGAACCGGGCAAUUGGCGGGGGACAAAUGACAAUAGUGGCGCGGAGAAACCGACGGAUGUUACGAUAGCGGAAAUGACGAAGCAAUUUGAGGAGCAGGUUAGAAUCCAGAAGGGUCCGGGAGUGUUGGUGCUUCCGCCGAAGGUUCCACCGCCACUAGGUGGUGGAAUACGGGAAGAACACCCGUCAGAGGCAGAUCAACAGGCCGCUAACUCUCGCUUGCUAUUUGAUCCGAAGAACCCCAACAAACCAAUCGUAGUGAAACAGACGCUAACGCGCAAUUACAAUCCUCCGGCGAAUUUGAACGCGCUAACGAAUGCCUCCGGAAUUGGAAGCAAUGAAGGUAAGCGUACGGCGGGGGGUAGCUCGCAGGGUGCUCAUACCCGUCCCCCCUGGUACGACACCAGUGCUCCCCAGGCCCAUCUACUACGCAACAAGGAAAUGGUUCGCCAACUUGAAGCGGCCGACAACCGUCUCCAGGAAUUGCUUCUUAGUGGGAACCUGUUCCGCGAGUGGGAUUUGUACGUUCAGAUACGAUCCGAUAUGCAGAAGCUGCUGGAAGCGUUUCUUCUGUCGGAGAUGCGCUUCUCUCAGGACGUUAACCUUGAGCACCACUUCUGGAAGCUCCUUUACUACAACAUCAUCGAACAGAUCAGGAAACUUCUGGCCGAAGACAGCGACCAAAACAAUCUCGCAUACUAUCGCGAGAUGGCUCUCGAAAUAAUCGAGAACGGAACCCAGUACUUCGAGCAUCUGCUGACCCUGCUGGAGAAGCAGUUCUGCUUCAGUUUGGAGAGCUUCAUCGGGCUGAACGCUGCCACCAACACGAAGGGCGUCAAGUGUGGACUGGCGCUCGUCUCGGCCCAGAAAGUGUUCCUAUUUCUGGGGGAUUUGGCUCGCUACCGGGAGCAGAUCAACGAGUCGAACAACUUCCGCCGGGCGAAGCAGUGGUACGUGAAGGCGCAGCAGAUUCUGCCCAAGAACGGGAGACCGUACAACCAGUUGGCGCUGCUGUCGGUUUAUGCGAAACGCAAAAUAGACGCCGUGUAUUUCUAUAUGCGCAGCUUGAUGUCCUCCAAUCCGUUCGAGUCGGCCCGGGAGAGUCUGAUGGAUUUGUUCAAUGAAACGAAGAAGAAGUACGAGAGCAGCCAGCGCAAGCGGGAGGAAAAGAUCCGUGCGCGGCUCAAAGAGAAGGAGCACCGCUUCGAUGGCCACCUGCGGCGCGAGACGUGGAUCCAUCCGGAGGGUGGCUCGCGGGUCCACCGGACCGCUCCGCUGGAUCCGCUCGCGGGCCAAUCGGCGGCGGACACCAGCGAGGAGGAAGAGGAAGAGCUGCGUCAGCUGGAUUCGAUCGAGCUGAACAAGCGCUUCAUCGUGAGCUUCCUGCACGUGUUGGGCAAACUGAUCACCAAGACGGGGAUGGAAUCGUUCUCGCCGUGUGCGAUCCAGAUGCUGCGCGAGUUCCGGGCCCUGAUCCAGCACUCGCCCAUCGCGGUCACCUCGCAUCGGCUGCUGCAGCUGAUGUCGCUGAAUAUGUUCUCCAUCGAGAUCACCAAGCUGAAAGACGAAACAAUCGCUCCCGGUGCUCGGUCCGAAGUGCAAGAAUGUGCACUCUCGAUCGGGCUGCUCAUGUUCGGCAUCAUCCUGGAACGGUUCGUUCACAUGAUACAGGGUGCCUCGGAAGGGCUCACUGCCAGGAACAACAACAACAAUGACACUAGGAAAAAUAACAACAACAAUAAUGAUGACACGAAUGAGUCACUGCUCCGAGAGAUCGCCACCAAGCAGAGCGUGAUCGCGGACAACCUCAAGGAGCUGAGUGCUGUGUCCACGGCCAAGCCAUCGCCACAGUCCAAGACAACAAAGAACCUAAGGAUAAAUGAUGGGUCAGACCACACCUUGGCCGCAGCCUCCCCUGGGAACAGUAUUGACGGCACCAACAAGGUUGAAUCGACAGCCACUGCUGCCGGGGCGGAGAACCGCCAGAAGCUCGUCCUGCCGGAGGAUGCCAAGGCGAUACUUCCCGCGAUUAAGGUGUGGUGCGAUUGGAUGCUUUAUCACACGAGCACGUGGAAUCCGCCGCCGUUCUGUACAGACUACAAAAUAGGUGCUUCCACCGGACACGACCCCUGGUCUGGACUGUCCAACCUCAUGACGCUGCUGGCCCGGCUGGACACCAACAAGGAGAUUCUUUCAGUGGUUUCAGAGGCAGACUUUGAAGUGGUUCGACUGCAGGAGGAUAUCACCCUGGCGGGCUUCACCCCGCUGAUGUACGAUGUCCCCGAGCCGAUCUUCACCCACAAGGACCGCGAUAUGGAGGAAGCCCAGAAUGCACUUCGGAUGCAGAAACUCAUCUUCUUCGGUACGGGCUAUCUGUGCAAGUGUGAUCCACCCGUGCUGAGGAAGGUGGCGACGCAGGCAGGAGCCGAAGAAUAUCUGAGCAUCGUACAAAACCGGAUGGAGGGGUCGAGUGACUCGGAGAUCCUUUUGGAAAGUUUCAGCGAAGACGAAAGCGAAAGCCAGCAGCAGCCAAUGGGGAGCAAAGACCAAGAGAAGACUGCAGCCAAAAGUAACCACGAGCAGCAGAAGAAGAAACAGACACACAACGAAGAAGAGGGGAAGAGAAACAAUAACUACAACUCCACUUCUAAGAGCAAACGGCGAGGCAAUAAUCAAAGUAACAAUAACAACAACAACAAUACUAAUAGUAACAGCGGUGGCAAUAACAAUAGUUGCAGUAAUAAUAAUAAUAAUAAUAAUAAUAACACGAACACCAGCAAUAACAACAACAACAAAAGUGAUAGUGUCACAUCGAAGGAGGCUAAGAGCGAUCCGGAGACUCGCAAGUUGCUCCGCCGGAAAGACGAAUUGGAGCGCAAGCAGAAGAUGCAGGAAAAAUACACCCAGCGAUUGCAUGACAUCCUCUCGCAAAGCACGAUCGCGCUGCACAUUGAGGUCCGUCCGCGAUAUCUGGUGCCGGAUACCAACUGCUUCGUGGACUAUCUGCGAGACAUCGAAAGUAUCGCCAAGGCGCACCCCCUCUACCAACUGAUGGUUCCUAUUGUUGUUAUCAACGAGCUGGAAGGUCUCUCGAAGGGAAUCAAACUGGACCUGGCCACCGGGCCGACCAGCAUCAUCACGUCCAAGCUAACAUCCAGCGUGUCGGUGCUUCCGGUCAGGCCACCAACGUCAUCAUCCGUCGAUCGACGCUACGAUCCGCAGCACGCAGAAAUGGUGGCGGUCGCUUCCAAACAGGCUCUGCGUUUUAUCAAACAGAAGAAUCCCGCCCUGAAGUGCGUGACCACUAAAGGUACGAUACUGAAAACGUCCACAUUCACCUCCGAGGAUGACGUCGGCGAGCAAAAGUCCAACGACGAUCGGAUUCUGGAAACUGCCUUAAACCUAUGCCGUAAUCACACCGAAAAGAAACGAGAGGAAGUCCGCUACCUAAUCCGGGAGGUCGUCCUGCUGACCACCGACCGCAAUCUCCGCGUGAAGGCUCUAUCGAAGGAUCUGCCCGUCCGGGAGCUGCCGGACUUUAUCAAAUGGGCCGGCCUAGGGCCGGUCGAGUCGUAAACACGCCGCGCCACGCCAUCUGUGUGUACGUGCUUGCCUGCGUACGUUAUGUGUGUAUGUGUGAGUGCAUGCGCAUAUUGAAAGUUAUACAAAAAAAAACAGUUAUAUAUCUCUCUCUCGUUCAGUCGUUCGUUCGAUUUUUAUACAAAAGCAAAGCAAAUACUGUUUGAAGAAGGCUCCCUUUUUACUAUUAGCGAUUUUAACCCCGACUGCGGCGCGAAACGCCGCUCGUUUUGAGCCGUUUCUUAAACUAUUUCUUUUUUUUAAAACCCAAGAAACUUAGUAACUUUUUAUUGUUUACUCUCAGCUGGAAAGUAUAAAUUAUUGCAAAUAAUUAAUCCUGACUAAAGCAAAUUUAUUUGUUCGUUGAUUUUGAUAGUGGAAGAAAAACAAUAUACGUUCUUUUUGACUGUUGUAGUUGUAAAUAUAUGAAAUAUAUAUAUUUGGAGAUGUGUUUCCUCCGGUUUCUCGUUUCGUCCGCGUGAGAGUUGCGCGAUUAGGUGCGCGGAAGGAACCUCAAGAUGUGUAUAUCUCGGUGCGGAGAGCCGCUUUUAUCUAGAUGAAUGACACGUGACGUGACGUGAUGGAGCAGGAGUUAGGACUCAUUUUUUCGGUAUCUCUCCUCUAACAAAAUGUUAUUUGAAGAGUCUGCUGAGGUAGAACGGAUCAAGGGAAGACAAAAGUUAUUAAGCCAACGUUGUUAGAUCAGACUCUAUAUAGACUCUUCAGCAAGAGAAAGAAAACAAUUUACACUCAAACCAGGAGAAAGAGAAAGAAAGAAGCAGAGUGCUAGAUAAAAACAAAAACAACGCGUAGUUUAAAUGAGACGAUUUUAUGCUCGAUUAGGAAAUGAUCAACAGAACUAAUAAAAAAAAUAUUUUU
Molecule: messenger RNA, 6439 nt
Organism: Toxorhynchites rutilus septentrionalis
Lineage: Eukaryota; Metazoa; Arthropoda; Insecta; Diptera; Culicidae
Gene: Smg6
Product: telomerase-binding protein EST1A
Exons: 18
Coding region: 506-5557 (1683 amino acids)
Biological process (GO): nuclear-transcribed mRNA catabolic process, nonsense-mediated decay
Cellular component (GO): telomerase holoenzyme complex
Molecular function (GO): telomeric repeat DNA binding; telomerase RNA binding; protein binding
Source: RefSeq, a predicted model, not a curated record